Messenger RNA from Drosophila biarmipes, 1639 nucleotides. Its product is annotated as protein cycle. The coding region runs from base 180 to 1421 and encodes 413 amino acids. Gene Ontology annotation, molecular function: DNA-binding transcription factor activity, RNA polymerase II-specific; RNA polymerase II cis-regulatory region sequence-specific DNA binding; protein dimerization activity. NCBI's taxonomy places the organism in Eukaryota, Metazoa, Arthropoda, Insecta, Diptera, Drosophilidae. The transcript has 5 exons. Gene Ontology annotation, cellular component: aryl hydrocarbon receptor complex; transcription regulator complex; nucleus. The record is from RefSeq and is a predicted model, not a curated record. Gene Ontology annotation, biological process: regulation of transcription by RNA polymerase II.
GCGGUCACACUGGAGCUUCCGAAGGUGGAAAAUGCAGGAAAAGCUUGCAACAAAUUGUCGGCACAGACUCCACUUCCGUUAUUAUUGGGGCGUCAGCGGCGUUAAUGUUAGUAAACAAACCGAAAGUUCUUCAUCGAAGAGAACUUAAUUCCGCCUCGUAGAACCAUUAUUGAUUGGCGAUGGAUGUGCCAGAGUUUUGCGAAAAUCUGGAGGAGAUCGAGGAUGAAACUUUCGACGAGGAAAAGUCCGCGAGAACCUCAGAUGAAAACCGCAAGCAGAAUCACAGCGAGAUCGAGAAACGGCGGAGGGACAAGAUGAACACCUACAUAAACGAACUGUCCUCCAUGAUCCCCAUGUGCUUCGCCAUGCAGCGGAAGCUGGACAAGCUUACAGUGCUCCGGAUGGCGGUUCAGCAUCUACGGGGAAUACGUGGCAGUGGCAGCCUGCAUCCCUUCAACGGAUCCGAUUACCGGCCCAGCUUCCUCUCCGACCAGGAGCUCAAGAUGAUCAUCCUGCAGGCCUCAGAGGGAUUCCUGUUCGUCGUUGGUUGUGACCGGGGACGCAUCCUUUACGUCUCCGACUCGGUGUCCAGUGUGCUGAACAGCACCCAGGCGGAUCUGCUGGGCCAGAGCUGGUUCGACGUCCUGCACCCCAAGGAUAUUGGCAAGGUCAAGGAGCAGCUGUCGUCGCUGGAGCAGUGUCCCAGGGAAAGGCUCAUCGAUGCGAAGACCAUGUUACCCGUGAAGACCGACGUGCCACAGAGCUUGUGCCGCCUGUGUCCUGGUGCCCGGCGAUCCUUCUUCUGCCGCAUGAAGCUACGCGCCGCCAACAACGAACAGAUCAAGGAGGAGUCCGACACUUCCUCCAGCUCCCGCAGCUCCACGAAGCGCAAGUCCAGGCUGAGUACGGGCCACAAGUACCGGGUGAUUCAGUGCACGGGAUACUUAAAGUCUUGGACUCCCAUCAAGGACGAAGAUCAGGACGGCGACAGCGACGAGCAGACCACGAAUCUUUCCUGCUUGGUAGCCAUAGGUCGUAUCCCUCCGAACGUAAGGAACUCCACGGUACCCGCCUCGCUGGACAAUCACCCGAAUAUUCGGCACGUGCUCUUCAUCUCGCGACAUUCCGGCGAGGGAAAGUUCCUGUUCAUCGACCAGCGCGCCACCCUCGUCAUCGGUUUCCUGCCCCAGGAGAUCCUGGGCACCAGUUUCUACGAGUACUUCCACAACGAAGACAUCGCCGCCCUGAUGGAGUCCCACAAGAUGGUGAUGCAGGUGCCCGAGAAGGUGACCACGCAGGUCUACCGCUUCCGGUGCAAGGACAACAGCUACAUCCAGCUGCAGAGCGAGUGGCGGGCCUUCAAGAAUCCCUGGACGAGCGAGAUCGACUACAUAAUUGCCAAGAACUCGGUCUUCUUAUAAGGCAUACAAACGUUCCUCAGGGGAACGAUUAUUUUAUUUAUUGUAAACGCCUACAAUUACAUUCCGAAAUUUGUAUACACUCCAAAGACCAUCUUCCGCAUCGAGUUGCUCGCGCCGGCGGUUGAAAUUCCAUACUUCGAUGUACAGGCUCUAGUUAAUGAUAAGCUCGUCAUUUUUGUACCACAUCAAUUAAACCAAUGGACAACUUUUGAAAAAGA